GGAGCAGAGGAGAAGAUGGCAGGAAGUGUGAAGCUGUAGGAUUUCCCCUUCAGAGCAGCGUGGAAACCUGGCCUGAGUGGAGCCGUCCAGAGACAGUUUUACAGUGGACAGAGGUCAUGCAGAAGGCGGGAACGGCUCCGUCGUCGCGGGGUCCCAGUGCUCCUGGAUCUCCGGCAACUUCAAUUGUGGCCAGGAUGGACAAUCAGGUGAUUGGUUAUAAGGACCUGGCAGCCAUUCCUAAAGAUAAGGCCAUCCUGGAGGUGGAGCGACCCGACCUGAUGGUGUACGAACCGCAUUUCAACAUUUCGGCUCUGGACCGCACCGGCCUGUCCAGCAGCAGAGAGAGAUCAAUGUCUCCUCACUCUGUCUCGCCCCCUCCGUCACCCGAGAUUUUUGCCAACAGAGAGCAGAAGCCAUGGUCUGAGCAGAGUUCUCCUGGAGGAUCCGCCAUGGGCUCUACAGUGCAGCUCCGCAAAAUCAGCACCUCCUCUAAAGGGCCCCUGCAGCACUUCCACAGGCCAGAUAACGGAACCAACAUCUACAGCAAGCCUCCCAUUUACAAGCAUGAGGGAUCGGCAGCAGCCCAUAAUAAACACAAAGAGGACGUCAUCAUAGUGUCCUCCAAAUUCCCAGCAGCCCAACCUCCGGACCCCAAUCAGCCAUCAAAGAUAGAGACUGAAUACUGGCCCUGUCCACCCUCUCUGGCAAGCAUGGAGAUUGAAUGGAGGAGGAAGGCGGUGGAGCAGGGCAAAGCUUUAGAGGACGAUGAAUUUGAGGACCUGACUGAGGAUGCCAAGAAACUGCAAGAGCAGGAACUUAAUAAGAUCCAGUCCAACUUGGGCAAACUGAUCCUGAAGGAGGAAAUCGAGAAGUCAGUGCACUUCCGGAGGAAAACGCGCUCUCUGCCGGACAGGACACACAUGCACUUGGGUUCCGGUGCAUCCAAGUCUGCCUCUUUACCUCCUUGCAGCCGCUCUGGACUCACCCGGCUGCAGUCAGCUGACUUUACCUCCUCAGACAGCGACAAAGUCAGAACAGGCGUGCAGAACGGAGAAGCUCAGAGAGGGCGAAUGGACAGAGGAAACUCACUGCCCAGCAUUCUGGAGCAGAAGAUUUAUCCAUAUGAAAUGCUCAUUGUGAGCCACAGAGGGCGCUGUAAGCUUCCUCCAGGAGUGGACAGGACCAGACUUGAGAGGCAUCUGUCUCCAGAGGAGUUUGAGAGUCUGUUCGGGAUGCCCAUCACAGAGUUCGACCGGCUGUCACUGUGGAAACGGAACGAACUGAAGAAGAAAGUCUCGCUUUUCUAACACAAACAUCAGCUCUAAUACGGACUCUCAUUAUGACCUGCCUGGGAGACUCAAUAAACUCAAAUCUGUUACUAACACAGCUCCGUUUCAGGAUAAUCCAACGUGACGACCACAAAUAAUCAGCUUUUAACUCGACACAUAUCAGCUUACUUACGUCUCCGUGUACAAUAAAUCAGAAUAGGAAGCUCACCGUUCUUCUGUGGUCCAUAUCCAUCUGUUAUCAACUCAAACGCAAAGCAUAGGGCUCAGAGGUCACUGGCCUUCUCCUGACCAUCGGCCUCCUGCAGUGUUCAGGUCAGUCUUUAGUCUAAUACAGUUCCCAUUUCCAGUCCUGCUGCCCACCCAAGGAAAAAACUCACUUUACUUUUAAUGUAAGUCAGUGGAACCAGAUGUGUUUCCCAGUCAUUUUGGGACAUUUCUUUUGGUCCCUUCACCAUGAAGUUUGCACACAAUGUAAUGAGCAAGAGGUAUUUUUAAAUUAUGUAAAAAACUGAAAAAUGACAAAAAUAGAGAUACAAGGUUUUGUUCCGACAGCAGGACUGUGUUCGCACAUGCACAGACUUAGAAAUCCGAAAGAAAUCAGAGUAAGCGUUAACAUGCUCAAACUCCGUUCUAAGAAAUCGGAGUGUGCCAUUUACAUGAUCACUUGAAUAAUCAGAUACCCUGCAGACAUCAGAUUAUGAUCAGACUAUUGAGUACAUGUAAACACACUCAUUGUCAUUUGCUUUUUGCUAAAGUAUUCAACUGGUUUGCUUCAGAUCAUUAUUUCUUUGCAAGUUUGCAUCCAAAAUACCUUUGUGCACUUUAUUGAUGACCCCAUUCACACUUUAACGUAGUCUUACUUUAGUCUUAGCAAUAGUUACACUGUCCUAAUACUUUAGGCCAGCAAAACAUCAUAUUUACACACUUUUUCUACUGCAAAAAAUGAUGUAUUAACAAGUGAAAACAUCUUAAAUCUACUCAGCAUAUCUAAUAUUUAUCACUGUAAGAUUGUUGUAAGAAUAUUAUAAGAUUAUUUCUAGACAUUUUUACUUGUUUGAAGCAAUUUUAUCUAAAUGAAGUGACAGAUAAUUUUAGUUGUUUAAAGCAUCGUUCACAAAACUUUCACUAGAUAACAUUACUUAAAAUAAGCAAACGUAGAAAUAGGUUGAAUAUUCUUAAAAUAUUCUUACAACGUAAUAUUGAUAGAUGUUUUCAUUUACAAAGAUAUACAUUUUUUGCAGUACAGGACAAAGUUGAUCAGCAAAAUGUUUUUAAGGCUGUAUUCACAGAAAAGAUUUGGGUGACUAUUGGCUUCUAUUGUUUGUUAGCUACAUUAGCCUCAUAGCUCCAGCUCUGAACUGAAGAAGCAACAUUUGGACACCAAAUGCCUUGGCUGAUUGAUUAUAUCUGGGAUAAGUGUGGAAUUGUGUGAAUUAGAUUUUUUGCUGAAGCAUACCUUUAACAAGACUGUUCAUUAGGAAUGCCAAGGUGGAUAUAUUGCUUUAUACAGGCUAUUUUUGGGGUCUGGUCAAGAUUCCCCAUAUUUUUCAGCUCUUACGCACCUGAUUGAGCUCCAGAAGGACUUGAACAUUUGCUAAGGCGUGCUCGAGAGCAUAGACCUAUGCAGUUUGGAUAGAACAGAGGCCUACAGCUGGAACCAUUGACCUAAUACAGCUGAUUGCGGUUAAUCAGUUUAUUGGAUAAGGCUUUUUAGACUUUAUUGAAACUGAACUCUGCAGGACGGUAGAUCUGCAGGGGCAGGUUUGAUGGUCAUUGUGUACAAUACUAACGCUUGUAUUCCCUCUGAAACAGCUCAGUAUCAAGCUUACAUUCUAUACAUAAAUAUGCUACCAAUACAGUUGUAUAAGGACGCCAAUUUACACCGUCUGAAAGCCUGAUUAUCGCCUUAUUCCUUUUCUAUUAGUCUGAUUCUCAAAGUGCCCAGUUAAAUUUGUAACAUAGGCGUAUAUAUAUUUACACAAAGUCUUAAUCGUGACACCCUUUUAAUUGUGUUUUGAUCACUGACGUUGCCAUCGUUCCUAUUUAUUGUCUCCAAAAGCAGCUGUGCUACUGUAUGAAUAUAUUGUUUAUUUAUUUACUUCGUAGCCAUUUAGGUCACGGCGAUGAAUUCAGACAUUGUUAGUCAUAAAAGGAGCUACUGAUUCAGCAUAGUUCAUAUGCAUAGCUAAAUAUUUGUUUUUUAUUGAUUCAUAAAAAAAUUGCAUGGAUAUUAUCUAGCACAGUAUAAGCUACUUUAAUGAGAGCAGCUCCUGCAGUGGGUUCCGGACUGAUAGUGCGUCCGGUUCUGUUUGAGGACUUCAGUUUCAUGCAGAGGAAAGAAAAUCUCUCUGUCCUCCUUUCGCUGUGUAGAAUUUACCUGCAGGGACGCAUCAUAUCAGAGUUAUUAUUAUAACAGCUUAUUCACAUAUUUACACACACUUAUUCCAGCCUGUUCAGCUCUUGUUUUAGGUCUGUAGGCCACAGUGCUGAAGGGCAACUUCACAAAAAGAAAGAAUUCUCAUCUACACUCCUAAAAAAGUGGUUCUUCAAGGGCUCUUUAGUAAAGACAGUGGUUCUAUAUAGAACU
Messenger RNA from Colossoma macropomum (tambaqui), 3876 nucleotides. RefSeq names its product dematin actin binding protein (gene dmtn). Gene Ontology annotation, molecular function: actin filament binding. Bases 117 to 1307 code for a protein of 396 amino acids. The transcript has 16 exons. NCBI's taxonomy places the organism in Eukaryota, Metazoa, Chordata, Actinopteri, Characiformes, Serrasalmidae. The record is from RefSeq and is a predicted model, not a curated record. Gene Ontology annotation, biological process: lamellipodium assembly; actin filament bundle assembly; cytoskeleton organization. Gene Ontology annotation, cellular component: plasma membrane; actin cytoskeleton.